AUGGUGGCUAAGCAUGAAGUUGCCAUUGCAGCAUUCAACUCCUCUGCGAGUAUGCUAGCUACAGCGUCAACACACGGCACCCUCGUCAGAAUCUUCAGCGUGCUUAGUCUUGAUCAAGUGCAUGAGUACAGGCGUGGCACUGAGCCUGCCACCAUAUUUUACCUAGGGUUCAACCCGAUGUCGUCUUUACUGGUGGUGGCAAGUGACAAAGGCACGUUUCAUGUUUUUGACAUAGCUGAGCAGUCAAACAACCAGAGCGGCGUUCUAGCAGCAGCAGCGGGAGCACUAGCAAGAGUGCCGGCCGCUCUCUACAGCUACAAGAAGUUCACCAUGUCGGAACCUGGGCCGUUCCGCUGUCACUUUCUUGACGACGACGAGCUUCUCCUGCUGUCCUACAGUGGCACAGCGUACUUGAGCAAGCUGAUGAAUGGGCAAGACUGCAAGCCCAAUGUCUACUUUAUCUUCUUCAAUCAGUACCUGAAUGCGGACUUGUGA
Messenger RNA from Sycon ciliatum, 495 nucleotides. Its product is annotated as WD repeat domain phosphoinositide-interacting protein 3-like. The record is from RefSeq and is a predicted model, not a curated record. The coding region runs from base 1 to 495 and encodes 164 amino acids. Lineage: Eukaryota; Metazoa; Porifera; Calcarea; Leucosolenida; Sycettidae. The transcript has a single exon. Gene Ontology annotation, cellular component: phagophore assembly site membrane; cytosol; extrinsic component of membrane. Gene Ontology annotation, molecular function: phosphatidylinositol-3-phosphate binding; protein binding; phosphatidylinositol-3,5-bisphosphate binding. Gene Ontology annotation, biological process: protein lipidation; protein localization to phagophore assembly site; autophagy of mitochondrion.